Messenger RNA from Penicillium waksmanii, 1572 nucleotides. Its product is annotated as putative choline transport protein Ctr. The transcript has 2 exons. Lineage: Eukaryota; Fungi; Ascomycota; Eurotiomycetes; Eurotiales; Aspergillaceae. Gene Ontology annotation, molecular function: transmembrane transporter activity. The coding region runs from base 1 to 1572 and encodes 523 amino acids. Gene Ontology annotation, biological process: transmembrane transport. Gene Ontology annotation, cellular component: membrane. The record is from RefSeq and is a predicted model, not a curated record.
AUGGGAGAAUUUGACCUAGAAAAAACAGCAAGCGUCAAGCCUGCCUCGAGCAGUAAUGAGACCGGCGUGAUCGAUACUGAUGCCUCCCGUCUUGCUGAAAUGGGAUAUACCCAGGACCUGAACCGCAAUUUCUCGAUUCUCUCUUUGAUCGGAAUUGCCUUCUGUAUGUCUAACUCUUGGUUCGGUAUAUCGGCCUCCAUGAUUACGGGAAUCAAUUCGGGAGGAACUACGCUCAUCAUUUACGGUCUGCUCUGGAUCACCAUUGUCUCAUUGGCUGUGGGGUCCUCACUUGCUGAGCUUGCCAGUGCCAUGCCCAAUGCUGGUGGUCAGUACUUCUGGGCUCACAAACUGGCCCCGCGGAAAUGGGCUCGCUUUGCUUCAUAUCUUACCGGCUGGUUCGGUUAUGCGGGUGCCAUUUUCGCGUGUUCCAGCGUCGUUUUGGGCCUGGGACAGGCUACUGUUGGCAUGUGGAAGCUUGGACACCCCGAUUUUGAGAUCGAGUCAUGGCACAUCGUUGUAGCCUAUCAGCUGAUUAACUUCUUCUGCUUCCUCUUCAACUGUCUUGGCAAAUCCCUGCCUGCAGUCGCCAAAAUGACUCUCUACAUUUCCCUCAUCAGCUACUUCGUUAUCCUGGUGACAGUCCCCGCCUGUGCCCGUCCACACGCUAGCGCCGAGUUCGUCUUCGGUCACUUCAGCAACACGACAGGAUGGAAGUCAGACGGCAUGGCCUUCAUCGUUGGCCUCAUCAACCCGAACUGGAUCUUCGCCUGUCUCGACUCCGCAACCCAUCUCGCCGAGGAAGUUCCCCAGCCCGAGAAGAACAUCCCCAUCGCCAUCAUGGCCACUGUUGGAAUUGGCUUCGUUACCUCGUGGACUUACUGCAUUUCCAUGUUUUUCGGCAUCAAGGACCUGGACUCUCUAGUCAACUCCAGCACUGGCGUUCCCAUUCUGGAACUUUACUAUCAGGCCCUGGAUAACAAGGCCGGCGCUAUUGUGCUUGAGACACUGCUAGUAGUCACCGGUAUGGGCUGCCAGAUCGCUUGCCACACCUGGCAGUCGCGCCUGUGCUGGGCUUUUGCGCGCGACGGCGGUCUGCCCGGUCACAAGUGGUUGUCCCAGGUCAACAAGACCCUGGACGUGCCUCUGGUAGCACACGCGGUCAGUUGCUUCAUUGUUGGUGCCCUGGGCCUCUUGUACCUUGGCUCGUCAACCGCAUUCAACAGUAUGAUGACUGCCUGUAUCUCCCUUCUCUACGUGUCCUAUGCGAUCCCUGUUAUCUGCCUAUGGUACCAGGGUCGCAACAACAUCCAGCACGGCCCCUUCUGGCUGGGCAAGCUGGGUGCUGCCGCCAAUAUCCUCACUAUCGUCUGGACGAUCUUCUGUCUGAUCAUGUACUCGUUCCCAUCGUCGAUGCCGGCCAAGACAUCGAACAUGAAUUAUGUGUGCGUUGUGUAUUUUGUUGUGGUUGUCAUCAUGCUGGUGGAUUGGUUUGCUCGCGGACGUCGAUCGUUCAAGAGCGACAGUAUGGGUGAGAAGAUGGAGGUGAAGGUUGAGGAUUCUGCCAGUGAAUGA